AUGUUGAAUAAACUUUUGCCGAAUAUCUACAAAUGUAAGAAUUUAAUUGAAGGAAAAAAUUUGUUACUUCAUUUUCAAUAUAAAAGAAACUAUGAGGCAAACAUUACCAAAAGAAGUAUAAGGAAGUUACUUCAUUUUUUUUAUAAGCAAGUUCAUCCAGACUUAACAAGUACAUUGCCAGAAGAAUUGAAAAAAAAAAAUUCAGAAUCAUUGAGUGUUUUAAAUUCAUAUAUAGAUAUAUUAAGUACUGAAAAAAAUGAAGAAAACAUAUUUAUAGAGCGAAAUAUCGUAUUUUUUAAAGUUUUUGAAAAUAAAGAGAAUAAAAUAAUUCAAGGGAGAUAUAAACAUUUAGUAAUAAAACUACACACCUUAUCAAAUAAUUUGACAGAAAAUGAGAAAGAAAAAAUUAUUGUAAAGUUAAUAUAUGAUAUAAAACAAGCUAUAGGAGCAGAUGAAGAAAAAGGAAAAGAUAAUAUAAAUCAUGAUGAUUACAAUAUGUCAUUUGAUGAUAAUAUAUAUGAUAAAAAAUAUGAUAGAGAGGAAAAAAAAGAUAUUAAUUUAUUAUGGGAUAAACUGACAAACCAUGUAAAAGAUACACAAGCUUUAUAUCAAUUAUCAGAUGAACAAGUUGAAUUAAUAAAUCAAAGGAAAAACUAUUUUUAUUAUAUAAAAAAAAAAUUAUUAGAAAAAUAUGGAAGAAUUAGACAUAAGAAAAGAAGGAAACUUAAAAUAGAAAAUAUUAAACAAGUUGCAAAUAAAAUUGUUCUAACUAAAUUUCCAGAUGUUCAUCAAAAAUAUAUAAAAAAUAAUUUUGACGAUAUAAAUAAUUAUCAUCAAAGUUAUCAAAUAAUUCAAAAUGGAUAUGAUCCAUCCUUACUAUUUUUUCAUAAAGAUUUAAAAGAACAUAAUAAAAUUAUAGCUCUUCAAAAUAUAUGCGGAUUAAAUUUAAAAGAUGAUGCUGAUAAAUGGCUUCUAGAAUCAUGCCUCAAACUUUUAAAAAAUCACCCUAUACAAAUACCUAUAGUUAUUUGUGACGAACAAAAAGAAAUUGCUUUAUCUUCGACCUUUGGAUAUAUAUACGUCCCUUUUAAUUUUUGCUUUCAUGAUCUUUUCAUUUUCUUGCAAAAUAACCUCGAUCAAGCAAGAGCUAUUAGAAAAAAGAUAUUGAAUACCUUGGAUAUAUCCUUUUAA
Messenger RNA from Plasmodium adleri (nom. inval.), 1191 nucleotides. Its product is annotated as conserved protein, unknown function. Gene Ontology annotation, cellular component: mitochondrion. Lineage: Eukaryota; Apicomplexa; Aconoidasida; Haemosporida; Plasmodiidae. Bases 1 to 1191 code for a protein of 396 amino acids. The record is from RefSeq and is a predicted model, not a curated record. The transcript is spliced from 3 exons.